AUGGUGAAGGGACGUCAAGGCGAGCGUGUUAGGCUCUAUGUGAGGGGUACCAUCCUUGGAUACAAAAGAUCCAAAUCAAACCAGUACCCAAACACAUCUCUGGUCCAAAUUGAAGGAGUGAACACCAAGGAGGAGGUAGCAUGGUAUGCUGGUAAGCGGUUGGCAUAUAUCUACAAGGCCAAGGUGAAGAAGAAUGGAACUCAUUAUCGCUGCCUAUGGGGAAAGGUUACAAGGCCACAUGGUAAUAGUGGUAUUGUCCGUGCCAAAUUCACAUCAAAUCUUCCUCCCAAAUCAAUGGGAUCGAGGAUAAGAGUAUUUAUGUAUCCCAGUAACAUCUGA
Lathyrus sativus (Indian pea) is the source of this 339-nucleotide messenger RNA. NCBI's taxonomy places the organism in Eukaryota, Viridiplantae, Streptophyta, Magnoliopsida, Fabales, Fabaceae. The record is from the annotation of a GenBank genome assembly.